This is a messenger RNA of Sphenostylis stenocarpa, 594 nucleotides long. Lineage: Eukaryota; Viridiplantae; Streptophyta; Magnoliopsida; Fabales; Fabaceae. The record is from the annotation of a GenBank genome assembly.
AUGACAGAAGCAAAUGGAAAUCCUCCUCCUCCAAUAUUUCAACUGUUAUGUGACUUCAAUCUUGGGAAAUUGAUGAUGGGCCACCUUGUGAACCUUCUCCAUGGAACUGUCUUCUUCAACAAAUUUUGUUUCAAUGACUUUCCCAAGUUGUUUAAGCAAAGAAGAUAUUCUCAUACUGGAAAGUUUGCCAAGAUUCAUGAGUUCAAUGGUGUCCCACUGGCUUGGCAAGGCACUGGGGACUUAGCAAAUCAUGUUGCGGACUUGUUUAACCAUGAGAUUAACUUUAGUAAUGGUGGAGAGUUGAAUGGUAUUCCUCAUAUACAAACUCUUAGAGCAUUUCCUAGGGAGGAGCUUUAUGGAAAAGUUCUCAUGGUCAGAUUUGAUUCUAACAUAUUACUCAAGCGAGAGUGUGACAAGAAGAAUCAAUCAGUUUAUAAUGCAGUACAUACAAUUAAAUAUUUGCAUAGAGCUGGAGCAAAGAUCAUCUUGGUCAGUGAUUGGAAUAUGAAUACUCCAGAUCUUCACAUAGACUCAGUUGCAGUGCUUCUAGCAAUUCUAGUUUAUUUAAGGCAAGGAAAGACAGAAGAAACUUAA